GUGUGCUGGAAAGAAUUUGCUCAUUUCUGCUCAGUACUACUAUUAUCGUAUUCUUCACCUCGCAUUGCCAAGAUGGUGAAGUUCACUUCAGCUGUGCUGGCUUUGCCAGCUCUGGUUAGCGCUGCCCACUUCAAGCGGGAGCAGUAUGAGUCUGGCGAGGUACACCAGAUGAUUCUGGAUAUGAAGAAUGCACAAUGGGACGCUCUCGAAGCCGCAGGUGCCCUCAACUCCAGCCAGUGGCCAUCAUGGAAGAACUGGGACCAACUCGAUCGCCGCGUAAAGCGCGACCGUCUGCGAUGCCGUGACGGAAAGGCCAUUGCAGAGUCAGGCAACCCUAUGCAGACUUUCCGCUGUGAUAAUAUGGAUCUGUACGAUUUCAUCAACCACAACGACUUGGGCGGUGGCGAAGCCGACCCUCGUUUCCCGAACCGACGAGGCUCAUCAGUCUGGGGUUGGGCAGGACCACGAGGACGUCAAAUUGCCCUUAUCGGCCAACACACUGGAACUGCCUUCGUUGAGAUCGAUCGCCGCGGCAAGAUGACCUACCUUGGACGUCUGCCAGCUAACGAUCCUCUUGGCUCGUCGUGGAGAGAAAUUCGAGUCCUGAACAACCUGGCCAUCAUCGGAUCUGAGGCUGUCGGCCACAAUAUCCAGAUCUUUGACAUGAAUAAGGUCGCUGCAAUCGAUCCCGCAAAUCCAGUCACCUUCAGCAGGAGUGAUGUGGAGAGUGUGUUUGAUGAUUUGCCCAUUGGCCGUGCACACAACGUUGUCAUUGACUGGGACAACGAAUAUGCCAUUGCGGUUGGCGCUCAGCCUCGCAACCAGACCUGCGCUGCCGGUCUCGAAUACAUUAACUUGGAUGAUCCAAGGAACCCCUUCAAGCCGGGAUGCGCCAGCUCCGAUGGCUACACACACGAUGCCCAAUGUGUGACAUACAAUGGUCCAGAUAGACGCUACCGCGGAAAAAACAUUUGCGUCGCAUACAACGAAGACUCCAUCACUGUGUGGGACAGCACAGACAAAGCCAACUCCGUGAUGCUCGGCCGUCUCGAAUAUCCUGGUGCCACGUACUGCCACCAGGGAUGGUGGACGGAGCGCAACUGGCACCAAUUCGUUCUGCUGAACGACGAGCUUGAUGAGGUGCAAGGUGUUGUGGCUGACGGUGUUCCCAUCACUCACAUCAUUGACCUGACAGAUCUUCGCAAUCCCAAAUGGACCGGCACCUUCAAGUCCACUGAUCACCGCGCCGUCGACCACAACCUUUACAUCGAGGAUGGCGUUAUGUUCCAGUCGAACUACGGCGCAGGUGUCUGGGUCAAGGACGUCCGAUCGAUCGCCCGCCACCCCGACGGAAGCCGUGUCAGCACCCUCGCAUUCUUCGAUAUGCACCCUGAGGACGAUGCGGCCGGCGGCUCAUUGGACUUCGUCGGCAGCUGGGGUAACUUCCAAUUCCCAUCUGGCUUUAUCGUUGCGAACACUUUCGAGCGUGGUGCUUAUGUGCUUCGUGUUGCCUCAGGUCGUGGUCGAGAUGGUGGCCGUGGCUUUGGUGGCAGGUCCAGGUAGAGCGCUUGAACGCUUGUAUAGCAGGAAGAUACCAAAGGGGCCUGAAUUGCGCAAAUGAAAUUCAUGAAACUCUUCAAGUUCGCUACUGUCCUCUGAUCAGCGUGUUGCCUUCCCUAUGACACUCUUCGACGCAUGCAAUUUUCCUGGUUUGAAUUCUCUCGUGCUGCUUUGUGCUCUGUUGCCUGAAUUGCAGCAUCGGACUUCGUCCGAAGUUAAGGAGAAAUUGGGAGCUUGUUGAAAGACACAGAGAUCAGAUUGUAUGCCCAGGUGUACAACUUCUAGAUCACUGGACAUCCUUCGGCCACGCAGCAUCAACCGCGGCGACCAAGAUCUCAUGCCACCUGCC
This is a messenger RNA of Cercospora beticola, 1909 nucleotides long. RefSeq lists its product as uncharacterized. Gene Ontology annotation, cellular component: extracellular region. NCBI's taxonomy places the organism in Eukaryota, Fungi, Ascomycota, Dothideomycetes, Mycosphaerellales, Mycosphaerellaceae. The record is from RefSeq and is a predicted model, not a curated record.